AUGCCUGAUCUUCCGAGGUUUACUAUAUAUCCCGCUAACAUCAACGUAUUAGCCCUGCGCACGGAUGCCGUCCCCCAUUCCAAUGCCUUCACGAAACGGAGUCUGAUGCUGCACCGGCGGCACCGGGCUCUCAAUGGACGAGAUCACAGUCUCAUCCGACGAGAAAACGUUGGGGAGAAAUACUCAGAUUUCUGUGAUGACCGAAACCUCAACAAAUUCCAAUGGCAGAAGAAGGGCAUGGGGGCACAGCUGAAGUUGGAGUAA
Molecule: messenger RNA, 264 nt
Organism: Penicillium alfredii
Lineage: Eukaryota; Fungi; Ascomycota; Eurotiomycetes; Eurotiales; Aspergillaceae
Exons: 1
Coding region: 1-264 (87 amino acids)
Source: RefSeq, a predicted model, not a curated record